Molecule: messenger RNA, 1602 nt
Organism: Alternaria burnsii
Lineage: Eukaryota; Fungi; Ascomycota; Dothideomycetes; Pleosporales; Pleosporaceae
Exons: 2
Coding region: 1-1602 (533 amino acids)
Source: RefSeq, a predicted model, not a curated record
AUGUCCGGAGCAGAAGUCGGGCUCGUUCUUGGCAUUGUAUCGUCCGUGAUUACAAUCGUCAAAGAAGCUAAGAAUGUUUACGAUGCUGCCAAGGACACCAGAGGCCUACCGAAGGCUUUCAAACAAGUCAAUGGAAGAUUCCCACUCGCUGUCACUCUUCUGAAGCUCACGGAAGAGAACUUGAGGAGCAAGCAGAGGCUUGAUGAUUCCGUCUAUCGCGAAGUGGAUGAGGCCGUGAAACAAUGCGAAACCCAAGCUAAAAACAUCCGUGAUCUCUUCAAAGAGGUCAUACGAGAGGAGAAUGAUACAUCCUUUGACCGGUACAAGAAGGCUGCCCGAGCUAUAGUCGGCGGCAAAGGGAAGAAAGUCGAGGAACUCAUGGCAGAGAUGUUGAAAAACAUCGAUGCAUUAGUCAAGUUGAAGUUGAUGAGCAACGCGACCGAGGAUCAGCUGAAGGAUCUUCAAGCGGCAAUUCAGGAAAUGGUGGACAUGGAACCAUCCCUUCCUGAUGAGGGAACUGGGGGUGUGAAUCAGCAACACACCGGCAGUGGUCAUAAUGUCGCAACAAGUGGCCAUGCAAGCAGUCAGAUAAACAAUGGUGAUGGAAAUUAUAUCCAAGGACUUCAAGGCGGAGCCACUUUUAACAAUCAUAGUCUCAUCAAGCCCAUCAUCAAUGUUAUCUUGCAAGCAACAAAAUCUUGGCCUGAUUUUAUGCGACAGUAUGGUUCUACUCCUCCAAGCCCAGAUGAGAAGUUGUGCGACGCAAUGGCGUCAAUACCUAGAGAACCCAUCCCAGCUCCUCCCAAUCCUGAUCCGAUCGGGACUCGGAUAGACUCGCGUCGCACUGCUUCGUCGUCUCCAUCUACACCCAUCAUAAAGACGGAAAAUGACCCAUCGGAACAUCCCCUUUCAUCUUGCUCUGUCAAUCUAGAUGGUUACUUAGUGGGCAGUACUAAAUACAGAUUGAAGAAGCUAGAGGACGACUCCGAUGACUUCACCAACAAAGACUGGAACCGCAUCGUCGCUCUCACAGAAUCCUCUGAGUUGGAAUCCUGGGCUUCGUCGAAAACAUCGGCCGUCCUUGUAGCGUACGAUUCCUUAUGGUUCGAGCGCAAUGAGGAUGUGCUUUCUUACCUCAUGGCUAGUAUUGUCACUUAUGAUGAGCCAGCAUCAACGGAUAUCACUAAGCUAUAUCACUUCUGUCAAGCCAAAUACAACGUGUUACAAGUAGCACAAGACCUGCUUAGGCAGCUUUCAAGUGAGACGGCUUCGAAUAACCUGGCUACGACAACUGAACAAGCCGUAAGCCAGCUGGUAUCUCGCCUUCGGCAAUUGCAGUCCACGCACAAAGUCGUGUUGUUCAUUGACGGAUCAAAUGCACGUAGCCUCGAUAUCAGGCAGUUGAUCAUGCCAUUAUAUGACGUCGUUAAAGAUGACAGGGAAAACAAUCGAUUGGGUUUCAAGUUGUUCUUAAUCGUGGCUGAUCGCCAAGGAUGGGAUUUUGGAAUAGAUGAUAUUCUGUGUAACGAGGUACCGGCUGGAGGCGACCGUGAAGCCGAGUGUUCUGAGGCUGAGUUUGGCAUGAAGUGGGCUUUCGAUUAG